AUGCUCUUAGAGGUGCGCUGGGUGCCAACAGACCCCGGCGAGAGUCUCUGCUUCUACUCUGUGUCCGAGGACGGCCGCGUGUCCGAGUGGCUGGUCCGGCCUUCCGCUCUCGUCCACGCUGAUAUCCUCGACUUCAUCGCCAGCGCGCAGAACGCCAAGUUAUCUAAAGAAGCAUCCAAGUUCUUACUCGAAGGCAGAGCCACCUGCAUAGCGCUGAACCCGAACGACAAGACGGACAUGCUGGUGGGCGUCGACACGGGCGAGGUGCUGCGGCUGAAGACCUCGAGCACCCACGCCCUUACGCGCUACCCCGCCCACGUCGGCGCCGUGAGGGACGUCGCCUGGAACGCCCACCACUGCAAGGUCUUCGCUUCCUGCUCCUUGGACUGGACGCUUAAGAUCUGGAUCCGCGAUUGCCUAUGUUCCACUAUUCCAGCAAUCGUGCAUCCUAGACGAUUAAUUGGAGAUAUUGAUACAGUGGCUGCACAGUCUGAGCCAUGCAGGAUUAUGGCAAUGGGAAGGAGAGACACUUUGAUCAUGUCGCCGCUGGUGACCCUCGACCUCGGCUCGCCGGUCGGGAGCGUCUCGUGGUCCCCCUACAGCAGCAGUGUGGUCGCGGCGGCCACGGACGAAGGGCGCAUCUACGUGUACGACCUGUUCCUCCGCAAGUGCCAUCCGCUGUGCUCGCAAAACCUUAACCAGCGGCGUCGACUUGGCCUCUCCUGCGUCGCCUUCAACCCCUUCAGCCCCGUCGUGCUCGUCGGCGGAGAGAAGUAUUUCUUCAGAGGUCUCUCACUCCGACACUUCGAGAUUUCCUAUUCCCAAACCUCGAAAAACUCGCCUCUACCUAACAACACGCUUCGACCCAGUCCUAAGGCAGCAUCGUUUCCUUCCAGAGGCUACCUGAUGACGCUGAAGCUCUCUCCCAACCUGCGUCGGCCGUACAAGGAUGCGAAGGGCGCCGAGGAGAUGAGGCAGGCGGAGAUCGAGCUCUGCAAGAUGGAGAGGAUCAUCGCCACCAGCAAGGAGUGGGAGAAGCCGGGAGAUGAGAAGAGGAAGUUUUCUCCU
Molecule: messenger RNA, 1068 nt
Organism: Penaeus indicus
Lineage: Eukaryota; Metazoa; Arthropoda; Malacostraca; Decapoda; Penaeidae
Product: dynein intermediate chain 2, ciliary-like
Exons: 9
Biological process (GO): outer dynein arm assembly; cilium movement
Cellular component (GO): outer dynein arm
Molecular function (GO): dynein light chain binding; dynein heavy chain binding
Source: RefSeq, a predicted model, not a curated record